Candida albicans SC5314 is the source of this 633-nucleotide messenger RNA. It is a transcript of the gene MTLA1, whose product is annotated as Mtla1p. The record is from RefSeq and is a predicted model, not a curated record. The transcript is spliced from 3 exons. Bases 1 to 633 code for a protein of 210 amino acids. Gene Ontology annotation, molecular function: DNA binding. NCBI's taxonomy places the organism in Eukaryota, Fungi, Ascomycota, Pichiomycetes, Serinales, Debaryomycetaceae.
AUGAACUCAGAAAUAGAAAGUAGCUUAACACUUUUAAAAAGUGUAGAGAAACUAGUUCAAGCAACAUCAGUAUAUAAGAAUGAAGACAACGAGGAAAUAUUCUUACAAUUGAAGCGUGAGAGGCAGGAGAACAGCAACCUGCAUGAAGAAACAGAAACCCUUUUUCACGAGUCUUUGGAUAGAUUAAUGAAGCUAUCUUCCAUUGCUGGAUCGAAAGUUCAGUACGAACUAAGCCUCAAUAAUUUGUAUAACUUGUUGUUAAGGACUCGCAAGCAGGAAGAAGAAGAAGCUUUCAUUUUUCCCACAGUAAGUACCGAAGAGUUUGCGUUGGAACAAAUAACCUUUGAAGUAAGCGACCAGAUGGAUGAUGAUAAAGAUAGCGAAGAUGAUAUUUUAAUAAAAGGGGAGGAAAUAAAAAAGUCAAAAAAGAAACGACAAAGACUAGACAAUUCUACUAAGGAAUUUCUUGAAAAAGUAUUCGAGAAGAACAAACAGCCUAAUCGAAGAGAAAGGGAAUUGAUAGCAGAAAAACACGGUGUUAGCCUUUCCCAAAUAAGAGUUUGGUUUACUAAUAAAAGAAUGAGAAAGAAGGAACCCAAACUGAAAGCAAAAUCAAGUUCAAAUUCAACCUAG